Messenger RNA from Lasiosphaeria miniovina, 978 nucleotides. RefSeq lists its product as uncharacterized. The transcript is spliced from 2 exons. Lineage: Eukaryota; Fungi; Ascomycota; Sordariomycetes; Sordariales; Lasiosphaeriaceae. Bases 1 to 978 code for a protein of 325 amino acids. The record is from RefSeq and is a predicted model, not a curated record.
AUGGCAACCCAACCAGCUGUUGAAGCUUUGGCUUUGGACUCGACGUCGAGCUCGUCUAACAGGGACAUCGCCACGCCAAACUCACAGCACCACACAGCGGCGCACCGAGACGCCGCCGCCAUCCCUGGUCAUGAUGCUAGUGACGCGAGGCACUGGCUGUCGCUGGCGCGGUUGCGCGAUGACAUCUCCCUGAGCUACGCUGACCUGCCGGUGCUGGCCUGCUGCAUGGUCUCUGGGCUUUGCGACAGUGUCGCAUUCAACGCGACGGGCACCUUCGCGUCGAUGCAAACCGGAAACACCAUCUUCCUGGCGCUCGGCGCAUCUGGCCUCCCUGCGAACGCGCCCCUUCUGUGGCUCCGAGCCCUCGUUUCCAUCGUGGCCUUCUGGGCCGGCUGCCUCAUCUUCUCCAAAAGCCGCCAUCUACACCCGCAACGCAAGGCAACGCUGUCCAUAUCGUUCCUCGUCCAGGCCGCCUUCGUGUUUGCCGCCGCCGCGCUGUCGCAAACUCGCGCUGUACCCGCCUUUGGCCGUGCCCUGCUCGAGACGACGCUCGACGACGCACAAGAGGCCGCGCGAAACGUUGACGAAGACAAUCCCCUCGCCCUUCUGCCGCUCGCCCUCUUGGCCUUCCAGUUCGGCGGCCAGAUCGUCGUGUCCCGCCUGCUCGGCUUCAACGAGGUGCCCACCAAUGUGCUUACCAGCCUCUACUGCGACCUGCUGAGCGACCCUCUGCUCCUCGCCCGUCUCGACAAGAACCCGAAGCGCAACCGCCGUCUCGCCGCCAUCGUGCUGCUAGUUGCUGGCGGUGUCGUUGGGGGCUGGCUUCAGCGCAGCCGCGCCGGCAUGAGCUCCGCCCUGUGGCUCGCUGGCUCCAUAAAGUUCGUCAUCGCCAUCGCGUGGAUAGGUUGGAGGAGCAAGGCUGUUCCGGUCUCUGUUUCCCAGGAGAAGGAAAAACAGAUUGUGGGCGGCCAGGUAUGA